AUGGGCGUGGUAACACCAGGAAUCAGCGACCAUCUACGGUCUAGCUGGUUCCCUCUUCUAAUUCUAACUCUUCUUCUUAUUCCAAAAUGUUCUUCUCUUCCGCAUUUCUACCAAGUUAACAUGCGUCUGAACAGUAACGAUCCCCUCCUCGAACUGCGAUGUCCCCUCUAUCAAGCAGUAUCUGGCGAUGUUCUUAUCUUCUCCAACAUGCAAGACCAAGAACUCUUACGGGUUGUGCUACAAGAGAAUUCUCCACCUCCCGUUCUUGCUUUACCUAUCGACAGCCUCAGCAAAGAUGCUAGAGCGUUCGCCUAUGUUUGCAGAGUGUUUGAACCCAAAACCAAUAGCCUCGUUUCCAAAACUACCUUUGCAGUUCAAAAACAAGUCAAAUCCAACACUAAAGGUGUACCUGUCUAUGAGACUUUCCAUUAUGAACCCGAAGAAGUGAAGACCAUAAAGGCUACGAUUGAUAAACCUUUGAAGGUGGAAUGUCCGGUUAAAGGUGGAAAUCAUGUCUGGUUCAGAGCCGGUGGUGAAAUGAUUCUUAGUCCUGAAAACAAAGAGCGUAUGACCGUACUAAACAUCAUCUCGGUGCAGUCGAGUGAUCUAGGAACUUACUACUGUGCUUCACUGAAGUCUAGUAUUGAAGAUGAAGAGAAAGAAGACACUUCUGUCGGUCUCCUUCUCCCUGUUCAGAAGUUCGUUGUAAUGGCCCAAGAAAACUCUGUUUUAACCCGCUCGGCGGACGUAACCACAAAUCCAAACCAUAGUGCUGUGCAGAGUUGUGGCGACGUCGUGAAGGAACUGACUCCAUCUGAUAUGAUCACCUGGGAGCGACCACUUGGAACAGUGCAUCUAGUGCAUUCUGGAAGACGUCAGUUGAAUCUCAAGUCUGUAACCACUGCUGCUACACAUCCAUACCACUGUUCACUUGAAGGUCACACCAUUCAGCGUAUUUUAACACCAAGCCUCGCUCCAUUAGUCCGAUCUCGACGAAGCUUAAUGAGUAAGUGA
This is a messenger RNA of Rodentolepis nana, 1014 nucleotides long. The record is from the annotation of a GenBank genome assembly. Lineage: Eukaryota; Metazoa; Platyhelminthes; Cestoda; Cyclophyllidea; Hymenolepididae.